UGAGCGCAGAGUCAACAGGCUGACGGAGUGAACGCGGUCUCUGCUCACACGCAGUUUUUGGGUUUGUUUUUAUUUGUUCACCUCCCCAAUUGGCGCCGAACACUUUUAAAUAUCUGGGAUGUGAGUUUUGACGGAGACGGAACAUUGUUUUUUCCUGCAGCUGUUUAUUUCCGCCAGCUUCUUCACUUUUUCACACUUGAGUUUUUUUUUUAAUUUUCUUCUUGUAUGAGUUUUUAAAUCUCCGUCGCCCCUUCGAGCAUGGCGGAAGCGGCACAGCCACCCCUGGUGGAUAUUGACCCGGAUUUUGAGCCCCUGACACGUCCCCGGUCGUGCACUUGGCCCUUGCCCCGGCCGGAGUUCAUCAACCCGGUGGACUCCAACACAUCGUCGCCGGUCCCGUCUGUCAAGCAGGAACCCGCCGGCAACUCCGACUUCAUCAACAACCUCAGCCUGCUGGAGGAGACCGACGACUUCAAGGAGCACAAGCCGGUCCUUCUGUGCGCUGACUUUCAGUGUCAGGAGAACUGCGUCCACAAGCAGCCUCCCCCACAGCAUCAUCAUCAGCAGCAGCAGCCGAACCCGCAGCAGCAGCUCCCGCAGCAACAGCAGCAGGUGCCGCUGCUCUCCUCCCCGGCGGCCGCCGCGGCCCAGAGGAAGAGCAGCUCCUCCAGGAGGAACGCCUGGGGGAACAUGUCCUACGCAGACCUCAUCACCAAAGCCAUCGAAAGCUCCGAGAACCGCCUGACUCUGUCCCAGAUCUAUGACUGGAUGGUGAAGAGCGUGCCUUAUUUCAAAGAUAAAGGAGACAGCAACAGCUCUGCUGGCUGGAAGAACUCCAUUCGACACAACCUAUCACUGCACAGCCGCUUUGUGCGCGUUCAGAACGAGGGGACAGGAAAAAGCUCAUGGUGGAUGCUGAACCCAGAGGGGGGGAAGAGCGGCAAGUCACCGAGACGCAGGGCCGCCUCCAUGGACAAUAACAGCAAGUUCACCAAGAGCAGAGGACGAGCAGCCAAGAAGAAGCUGUCUGUCCAGGGGGGCCCUGAUGGAGGAGCUGACAGCCCAGGCUCCUACUCCAAGUGGCCUGGCAGCCCCAACUCCCACAGCAAUGAUGACUUUGAUGCAUGGAGCAGCUUCAGGCCUCGCACCAGCUCCAAUGCCAGUACUCUGAGUGGCCGCCUUUCACCUUUCAUGUCUGAGGAUGAUCUUGGGGAUGGGGAAGUACAUAUGGUGUACCCUGGAGCCCCCGGCGCAAAGAUGACUGCCACACUGCCCAGCUUAACGGAGAUGAGAGGCUCUUUAGGACACAGUUCUGAAAAUGUCAUGGAGAACCUUCUAGACAACCUGAAUUUGCUCUCACCCAACAACACUCAGGUUGGAGGAGGGGCACCUACCGCUGGGUCCUCCCAGUCUUCUCCUUCCCCUAUGAUGCAGCCAAGCACUGUGUACCCAUCUUAUAACUCCCCCGGUAUGGCAUCCCAGGCACAGCAGGAAUACCGCAAGUGUGUGUAUGGUCAAGCAGGGAUGAACGCCCUGUCCUCCAUGCCCCUGCAGACUUUGCCAGAGAACAAACCAAGCUUUGGGUCCAGUAUGCGCCAGUACAGCUGUCCUGCUGGGCUGCUGAAGGAGCUGCUGACAUCAGACACAGACCAGCAUGGGAAACUCAUACCUUCAGUGGACACAGUGGUUUCUCAGUCCAGCGGAGGCUGCAUGCUACCACCUUAUAGCAGCAGCCAACAUGGAGCCAAACUCAUGGCAGGAGGGGAUGCCCACCCACGUGGUCUCUCUCACGCUCAUCCACAUAAUAUACACAGCCAAGCCUCAGCAACAUCAGCGGCAAUGAAUGGACGCUUGCUCAUGUCCCUGAACCACAGCGGGAGCUCCGCACGGUUACCUACAGCUAAAGGCCCCAUACACAUGCCUUAUGGACUCUCCAGCCACCUCAGCGGCGGGGUCAUGCCUGGCAGCUUCUGCCCACACAACACCAACGGAUACGGGCGACCAGGUCUGCACCAACCCCCACACCUGGAAAAGCUGCCAAGUGACCUAGAUGAUAUGUCCAUUGAGAAGUUUGAGUUUGAUAUGGAGACAGUUCUCCAUGAUACUUUGAUGGAUGGAGACUCACUGGACUUCAACUUUGAACCUAUGAUAACUCAGCAAGGUUUCCCCCAUGGCAUGAAAGCCACCACACAUAGCUGGGUAUCAGUGUUACCAGAUCACGAGUAAAAGACCAAACAAAAAAGUGACUUUUAUUUCCAAAAGAAACCUCCCAAAAAAGCCUGCCUAUAUUUAUCAGUGACUCUUGAAAAAAAAAAGAAGCCAAACUUUGCUCUUAAUGAGCAGACCUGGCAACACUGCAGGGUAAAAAGUAUUAGUCCAUACACUAAAAUCUUUCUUUGGAUGGAUUUUCUGUGUUUGAAAAACACCCACUUGAUUCAAAAACUAUCUUAAGGAUGCGUGUCCCACAUUUUUUGCAAUCAACAUUUCUGUUUAAAAAAAAAACUUGACAGAGCACUUAAGCAAACUGAGACUUGCUGUGGUCAGUGAAGGACUCGUGAAGGUGCCUCAUCGAGUUGAUAUCACAAUUAUUUUAGAUAUGUCAAACAUUCUGCGCAAACCAAGUGCCAAGCCUUUUUACCUUAACGUAAGAGCCAAACGGGAACACCCUUGUCUGGAUUACUCACAACUUUUGCCGACGCGAUGUGCUGGUUGCAUGUGCUAAUUUCACAUGUGACACUGCCAACUACAUGCCAGCAGCAGCAGCACAUCUCACACUGCGCUGUUUACUGUGUCUCCAGCAAAUGUGCACAGCGUGGUUGUGAAUGAAUUAUGAAGGUAACAUAGCUCAUGGGAUUACAGACUGACUGAGGGAGGAGGACUGACAUGAUUUUAAACGACCGUCCUCUCUAGGGAUCAUCGGACGAUGUUACAUAAUUGCUUUGUUUUUGCCUGAAUGUACAUAAUGUCAUACAGUUUGUAAAAUCAGGUCUUGUAGUGUAUUUUCUUAGAAGAUUGUAAAUAGUGUUUACAGAACCGAAGCAAAAAUCAAGGCAGCAGACAAAACUGGAUCGGAUUCUUUGAAAUAAGAGGAAACGUGAAAUAAACACACCUGUGCUUGAGGAUCAGUCACAGCUAGGCUGUAAAACAGUAAUACACUUUCUAUUUUCUUGUACAUACAUAAAGAAUGUAUAUUAAAAUGAUGUUUACUAGAAUUAGAAUAUAUUUGAGACCUUAAUUCUUUGUUGUUAAUAUUAGAUCGAUGCUGGUGCAUAUCCUGCACGUAGAGGUUAGUUUUUUUCGGAGUCACUCUGAACCCUAAUACCACAGGGGCCUAUUUAUUGUGCCUAACAAAGUAAAUAUUGACCGCAGGCUUGAAGGGAUUUGUGUUGUGAAUGCGUACGAUGCUGAAACGCAGCAGUCUUGAAGAAAAGUGCAGUGGAUUCCUGUUUGUUUUUUAGAAGACGAGAAGAUACCUGAGUGACAAAUUUCCUACUAUUGGGUUUUUGUUUUUUCCUCUAAAUGCUUUGCGGCUCUGUGAAUGUCAUGAAUCUGAGGUCAGGGCAGAUUGACGGACAAAGACCUUCUCAGAACUGUGGUGGUUUUCACCCCAAAGCUGAGUCCAAGAUCAGCCGUUGAUCAUCCUUAAAGACACUGUGAGUACCCAGCCGCAGAGCCAAUCUGUUUCAUUUUUGCCUUUAAUUCCUUUUAGGCUAAAAAGAGCCCUCGGUUGUCUCUAGGAUCAGUUGUAUUGCUUUUGAAGAGAGUCCACUUUCACUCUGCCCCUCCUACCUCUAACGUUUUUGUCAUUGUACAUUUUUUUCUUCAACCUUAACAAGUAACUUGAGAGCUCCAAUAAUCAUCUCACAUAUAAUUUCCCCUGAUAAGCACCACUAAGUGUUAAGUAUCAUUUACAGCUUGUACAUUUGCAUUUUCAGACGUGCUUUACUCAUUUGUUGCUGCACUAAUAAUUAGCUUGUCGCUGAUUUAUUAUGUCGAGUCAAAACAGUUGAUUUGACAUUUUAUUAAAGGGGUCAUAUUUUUUUUUAAAGGAUGUUUUCCUCAGGUUCCAUGGGGUCUUUUUAGAACAGAGAGUCUAUUUUAAGACGCAGUUGACCUACAUUAGCUUGCUGUGACUUGUAUAAUAUGACCCCUUUUAAGGUGACAUUGGUAAGCCUGAGUGCGGGGCUUUUUAAUGUUUACUGGUGACAUGCUCAAUUCUUUUUCUUCUUUUUUUAAGUCCUGUGGUGGCAUUUUUCUUUUAAUAAUACAGUGAAUGCAGACAAGGAACAGUUUCAGAACAAAUCAGUGCAAUGGGCCUGAAACCUAGGACUUGGGGCUGUUGCUUUCCACCUGGAUGAAUACCUUUAAAGAUCACAAACUAAAACAGAAAACUGCCUUUUAAACAUUAUUGCCUGAUCUGUGGUUCAUCCAUAAACUAAAAAACACCAGCAGGUGUCUGACCAUAUUCUUGAAUGGACCGUGCAUAUGCCGGUGGACGCAGUAAACUAACCAGACAGGAAAACACUUAAGUUUGCAGUGUUUGGUUUGAAAUGAAACCUGCACACUCCUGUCCAAUAACGGCACACGAUCAGACACCGCUGAAAGCGGAGGAGUCAGGGCAGCUUUAACAAGAAUAAAAUGAAACAAUUAAUAUUUCAAAUAGAUGCUGUUAAACCAGCUGCUGAUUUGCUUUGUUGCCAGGUGUUGCCUUGUCUUGCCCAAACUUGCGAUCUUGUACUACAACCAAAUUUGCCUUUGAAGUGAAAGACAUAUUUAGCAUUUUAAAUAUGUGAUAUGUGCAGAAUUAUAUGUAUUUGUGCCGGUCACUCGAGUCAGGAUAAAGUGUAAUGAAUCCCUGUAGUCAAUAUCACAGGAUUCACUCUAAGAAUUAAAGAGCUGUACUUAGUAAGUUAUAUCUACAUUUUUAAAUGAGUUGAUCUAUGCAUUGUAAUUCUUAAUUUUAUGUUGCAAUUGUUCUAUUUUCAUUUGUCAAACUUAAGAUAGAGAUGUUUUAUUGUAACAUAGCGCUGUGAGAUGUUAUGGUAUUGUUAUUGUCAAAACUCUAUGUUCCAGAUAGCUAUAUGGGGGAAAAUGAAGUUUAUUUAGAAAUAAAAAAUGUAGUGUUUGAUAUGCUAAGCUUUUGUAAAACGACAAUGCCGUAUUUCUUGUAUUUAGCUAAAGUUUUUAGAAAAAGUAACAAAAGAACAGAUGAAUUACUGGAAAAAAAAUUGUAAAGCAAAACGUGUGUAAUGACAUAAAUUCUGCUCAGAAUGCAGAUUCUGGACCAACUUUUCUAAUUAUACAAGUAGACAGAUGUUGCACUUUUACUUACAUUUUAUAUUAAAGUGCUCCUCAUAUUGACAGGAUGAAUACAUAUUUCCAAAUGAAAUCUGUUACAUUUUAAGUUAUGUACUGGAAGUAAAUGGAAUUUUGCUGUAUGAUUUACAAUCAAUAUGAACAUGUAAGUUGUUCGAUAUUAAUGUAUUAAGACCUGAAUAAAUGUACAUCUGUGUUAAA
Thalassophryne amazonica is the source of this 5517-nucleotide messenger RNA. It is a transcript of the gene foxo1a, whose product is annotated as forkhead box O1 a. Gene Ontology annotation, molecular function: DNA-binding transcription factor activity, RNA polymerase II-specific; RNA polymerase II cis-regulatory region sequence-specific DNA binding. Gene Ontology annotation, biological process: regulation of transcription by RNA polymerase II. Gene Ontology annotation, cellular component: nucleus. The record is from RefSeq and is a predicted model, not a curated record. Lineage: Eukaryota; Metazoa; Chordata; Actinopteri; Batrachoidiformes; Batrachoididae.